Messenger RNA from Nicotiana tabacum (common tobacco), 857 nucleotides. Lineage: Eukaryota; Viridiplantae; Streptophyta; Magnoliopsida; Solanales; Solanaceae. The record is from RefSeq and is a predicted model, not a curated record.
CUCUGCAGCACGUACGACUGUUAUCGAUGACCAAAGUGACUACUAUGAGUUUGAGGGAAAUAGCUGGUUGUCGAAGGAGGAAAAGGAACUUCUGAGGAAAAAGAAAGAGGAGAUAGAAGAGGCUGAACGUGCUAAACGAAAUAGAGUCAUAAUGACAUUUGACCUAGUUGGCCGCAAGGUUCUUAUAAAUAAAGAUGAAGCUUCUGAAGAACUGCAGAAUGGAAUUCUACUCAGACCAGCAGGGGAAAAGGAAGCAACCCGCAUUAGACCUAAUCCAAACCUGAAAGUACAGCCCGUCUUUGUGGAUCCAGGUCCCAGGAAAACUCCCAAGGCGAGGAAUAAUAAGAAAGGCCCGAGUAAUGGCUUGUGCUUGGAGAUUACUGGGAGAGUACAACAUGAUACCAAUGAACUCUCACGUUUGAUAGUAGAGGGCAAGCUACAUGGAUCUUCGAAUAGCAACUCGUGGCACGAGCCAUCUGUUAGUAGGACAGUCCGAACUUCAGAUGACUCUGAAUGUACUUUGGAUUACUAUUGAGAAGUAUAUAGCUGGUGAGUCGAGAACUUUCAUCCCCACACCUCCGAACAUGCUAUCUUCAGAUAUAAUUACUCAAGAUGUCAACUGAGUUUUGUUUUUUCCAUUUUUUCUGGGGUUGAGGAUGGAGGGCAGAAAGUUCUAUAAACUUACUAUUAUCCUGAUUAAUCAAGAAAAAAGGUCUUCUGCAUAUGUUUGUUCGGGAAGAUUUUAUGUGGAAUUGAACUUACUGUCAUCUAUGUUCAUCCGACAUUAUGUGGAUGGAUGCUCUGCACGAGCUGAGAAAAUAUAUCAAAGUGCAGGUCACUCGGAAGCUUCCUAUGUA